This is a messenger RNA of Lucilia cuprina (Australian sheep blowfly), 430 nucleotides long. RefSeq lists its product as uncharacterized. The record is from RefSeq and is a predicted model, not a curated record. The transcript has 3 exons. NCBI's taxonomy places the organism in Eukaryota, Metazoa, Arthropoda, Insecta, Diptera, Calliphoridae. The coding region runs from base 92 to 430 and encodes 112 amino acids.
ACCAUUAAAUUUAAAUUCAGUUGCUUGAUUUUCAAAACACAGAACGGUCGGUCAAAUAAGAAAAAUAAAUUUUUCGCAGAACAAGUUGACGAUGUUUCUUAACAUUUUUAUUAAAGUCAUUAUAACUUUAUUAUUAUUAAUAAUAACAACGAUAUUUAAUAACUGUAAAUUAUUAAAUGCUUCAGAAUUGCACCACGUUUAUUGUAAUAAGGCUUUUAUUUUGGUGAAAUUGCCUUUGACAUCAAAUAAUUCUGAUAAUUUUCUUAAUACAAUUCAUUGGGAGAAUUUAUAUUCGAUGGCAGUGAAAGAGUGUCAGCCAUUGUAUAAUGAGCGUGAAGUCAUUUUGAAAGUUUUCUUUAAUGAUUUAGGCAAAUGUGGAUUUUUGAGAAGUAUUAAUAAAUUGAAGUACAAAAAGAAUAAUUUUGCGUAA